AUGAUAGUUAAGCCAGCUGCUUUAUUUUCGGCAUUUGUAUCUACUGUAUACACUUUACAAAAUCCACUCAUUUCUGCGCCUUUCGACAAUUUUCGCAUCGAAUGUGCCAAAUCUUCAGGUGCCGUAGGAAUUAGUGUACGAAUGGUCGGCUCACAAGGUUUCAUCCGACAAGAUACCGUUUUCGCAAUUAUUUGCGAACGAGUCGACGAGCUAUAUCCAUGGCAUGGUAUUCCUACAAGCAUUGCGGAAUUGGAACGAGAAGACUGCUACUACAGCCACUUGUUUGAUCCAGUUGUAGAUACAGAAUCACUGUAUACAUGUCGACCGCGAGAAUACAUAUCUGGUAUUACCCGUCUGUCGGAUACUCGGGUACAGGUGUUGUGUUGUCGUUUGCGAACACGAGAUGAAGCAAAUUGUCAAGAGAAAGAGUUCACUAAACCAAUUGGAUCUGAUCCACGGACAGACAUAUAUCAUCGCAAACAGCUUAUCAAUUCGAUUGCUGUCGAAGGGCAUAAUUAUAGAGUGCGAUUUUGCGACCUUGCUCCGCGAGCUAUAGCUCUAAUUUACAACGACUUACUUAUAACAACUACUAUCACCACCGAAACUCCAAAGAACAAUGGAUAUCAUGCAGAAGCAGAAAGUGACAUGUUGAAGACAGCAACGGCCAGAAAUAAAUACACAAAGAAUAAUUUGUUUGAACGUCUGACAUCGCAAGCUACGACCUCAUCAUCUACAACCAAACAUGUUAUCCAGAUAUUUCGACCGAGUUCCUUGUACAACCUUGAAGAAGUUCAGAAUAUGCGCAGUACAAGCACUUCUUCACCAAAUCAUUCUCAAAAUAUUGAAUUAUUACUAGAGAUGCAACAAACUUCCAGAGAGAAAUUUUCAGCUAUUACGAAUACAGUUGAUGAAAAAAAACGCCACAGCACUGCCUGGAUGAUAGAUGAAAUAAGCAAGCAAAACUCUGCACUACCUACUGUUUCUUUUGUACCAACAAGAAUUACGCAGCAGUUUCAAAGUUAUUCAGUAGCAGCGAAACAAGAUGUCGUUUCAAGUGGUCGUAACCGAACAACAAUGACAUUGUCUUACUUCGCUACAUCUUCACUGCAAACCACAACUGCGUCAUCACUAAUUCUCUUGAAACCUUUGACCUCUAAAGUAGUGCAUACUAAAGUUACAUCAAAAAACAAGCAACCUACAACGAAAGCAAGUACAAGACGACGGAUGAAACAGACACUAAGUCCAACCAUUUCCAGUAAUUCAUCCAGGAUUACGCCUCAGUUAACAACGCCAUCAGCUCAUCUCAUAGAACUUGAGAAUACAACAGAAAGUCCUUCUUUAUUAAGUACUCAACUGCGCCGUGAUUCUUCUAGUGGAACACACAUCGAUGAAGAAACCAAGUAUUCACCAUUCGAGAAUAGGGACAGUAAUCCUUCACGUGACAAUGAGGCUUUUGGAUCAGAAUAUUUGAUUCUUCCUACCUCAGCUAAUCUUCUCGAUAUGACCACAUCAAGCGGCAGUUUCUUAUAUAAAAUUUCGAAUGAAAUUCGUCAUGCUCCAGUUAAAUCACAAGAUGUUGGUUUGGAUUACAGUGAAUAUAACUUAUCGAUGAAGAAAUCCGCUGAUGGUAGUCGUACAUAUGUACCAGAAAAUCAGGAACCACUGAACGCUCCAUCAGCAGCAAUCGUAUACGAUGCAAGCAAACAAAAAAAUGCUGUUUUGGUAAUAGCAAGACGAAAGAAGAAGAAAGUUCAACAGAAUGAUCAGGAAAGCAAUCAAGAACAGAAAAAUGGUGAGGAGCUGUUUGAAAAUGCCCGCAAAGAAUUACUAUCAAUGAAUGAUGAGGUUAAUUCAUUCCCAAUGGAUACAUAUACUUCUGCAUCUUCAGCAGUAUCAAGUAAACAAGAUUUGGAGUUUCCUACCACGAGCUCCAGUCCGGCUAAUCUGAAGAACACUGCAGAAGACGUCUAUGAUCCAGCGAAAUUUUAUCGCACAGUACCACCGAAACGGCCAACUCAGACAGAAAAAGUGCUAACCUUCUGCACAAAGGAGAUAGCCAUUCGUGAUCGACACAAUUUAGUGAUUGCUUGUGGUAGUGAAACGGAAAUAUGGCAACCAUUUCGGUGCCCGGCAGGAAGUGAAUGCUUCUCUUCAACUGAUUCCAGUUAUCGAAUCUGUUGUGCUGUAGCCGAAGCUGUUCGCUAUACUCAUUGA
Molecule: messenger RNA, 2214 nt
Organism: Brugia pahangi
Lineage: Eukaryota; Metazoa; Nematoda; Chromadorea; Rhabditida; Onchocercidae
Source: the annotation of a GenBank genome assembly